This is a messenger RNA of Eucalyptus grandis, 1978 nucleotides long. Its product is annotated as disease resistance protein RPV1. Lineage: Eukaryota; Viridiplantae; Streptophyta; Magnoliopsida; Myrtales; Myrtaceae. Gene Ontology annotation, molecular function: ADP binding. The transcript has 4 exons. Bases 35 to 1918 code for a protein of 627 amino acids. The record is from RefSeq and is a predicted model, not a curated record. Gene Ontology annotation, biological process: signal transduction; defense response.
ACGAAUCCAAACUAAGCUCAGAUUCUAUCUUCCAAUGUCGUCGUCGUCUUCUUCUUCUUCUUCUUCCGAAGCAAAAUGGCUGUUCGAUGUCUUCCUCAGCUUCAGAGGCGAGGUCCGCCGCGGCUUCCUCGCUGACCUCCACAGGUGUCUGCUUCAUCGAGGCAUCAACGCCUACAUCGACAGCGAGGACUUGAGGCCCGGGGACCAGAUCUCGCCGGCGCUGACGAAGGCCAUCGAGGAGUCGCGGAUCGCCGUGCUCGUCUUCUCCGAGAACUACGCUUCGUCUCGGUGGUGCUUGGACGAGCUGGUGAAGGUAAUGGAGUGUAAGAGGCUCAAGGGGCAGCUGGUGUUGCCCGUGUUCUACGGAGUGGAGCCGAGGGAGGUUCGAGGGCAGAGAGAGAGUUAUGGCAAGGCAUUGGCCAGGCACGAGGAGAAACUGGGAAAGGGUUCUGAGACGGUGGAGAAAUGGAGGCAAGCCCUAAUCGAAGCGGCCAAUUUGUCCGGUUGGCAUUAUGACCAUGGGGAUAUUACCAAGUUCAUCGAGAGCAUCGUCAAAAAGAUCUCGACUAUAGUAGCACGAGUACCCUUGAGUGUUGCCAAGUAUCCCGUCGGUCUAGGUUGCCGGGUAGAAAAAGUAAUGUCGUUGUUGAGUAUAGGCUUAGAUGAUGUUCGGAUGAUAGGAAUAUGGGGAACUGGAGGUGUAGGGAAGACCACUAUCGCUAAAGAUGUCUAUAACAGUAUUGCCAGUCAGUUUGAUGGGUGCAGCAGCUUUCUUGCAAAUGUUAGAGAAACUUCCAGUAAACCUGAGGGCCUAGUUCAUUUGCAGAAAACGCUGCUAUCCCAGAUAUUAUGGAAAGAAAAUUUAGAGGUCUUAAGUGUGGAUGGAGGCGCUAAUUUGAUACGAGAUAGACUUUGCUGCAGGAAGAUUUUACUUGUGCUUGAUGAUGUGGAUCGUGGGGACCAGUUAAAUGCAUUAGCUAGAGAAUGUGCAUGGUUUGGAAAAGGGAGUAGGAUCAUCAUUACGACAAGAGAUAAACAUGUACUAACUUCUCAUGGGAUUGAUCAGGUAUAUAAAGUUGAACCAUUAGAUCGAGGUGAAGCAUUUGAACUUCUCAGUUCAUAUGCUUUUCCAAGAAACCAGACGAAAGACAUAAGCAGGGAUCUCAUAGAUAACAUUUUGGGCUACGCUAAUGGCCUUCCCUUGGCGAUUGUGGUCGUGGGUGCCUUUUUACAUGGUAGAAGUAGAGGGGAAUGGGAGAGUACAUUGGAAACACUUACUGAAAGUCCUAAUAAAGAUAUAAAUCAUGUCCUCAAGAUAAGUUUUGAUGCACUGGACAACAAUCAAAAGGACAUUUUUCUUGACAUUGCUUGCUUCUUUAAGGGGAGAGAAAGGGAUUAUGUAACUAGAGUUCUUGAUGGUUGUGGUUUAAAGACUUUAAUUGGGAUGCAGACUCUAAUAGAGAGAUCCUUAGUAACAAUUAGCGAUGGGGGAACAGUACAAAUGCAUGACUUGAUUGAGCAGAUGGGUCAGGAUAUCGUUAAAAAUGAGUGUCUAGAUGACCCCGGGAGACGGAGUAGAUUAUGGUGCUAUGAUGAUGUUUUUGAAGUAUUGUCGAAGGAUACGGGAACCAAUGCUGUUAAAGGCAUAGUGCUGGACUUACCAACACAAAAAAAGCUAGACAUCAGUCGCGGUGCUUUCACACGGAUGAGGAGACUGAAAUUGCUCAUACUUUCGAAUGCACGAAUCAGCGGAGGUCCUGUAUGUCUUCCUGAUGAUUUAAGGUGGCUUGAAUGGCAUAGAUGUCAUUCAGCCACUUUGGAGUUUAGUGCUGGUCCAAAAAAACUUGUUUGCUUUGAUGUGAGUGGCAGCCAGAUUAAGAAAUUGAGAGGAUACUUAAAGAUGUUAUCAACAAGUUGAAGUUGCCAACUCUUACAAAAUUUACCAAUUUUUAUUUGAGUCCAUUUACCAAUGUUUAUU